This is a messenger RNA of Oikopleura dioica, 714 nucleotides long. The record is from the annotation of a GenBank genome assembly. NCBI's taxonomy places the organism in Eukaryota, Metazoa, Chordata, Appendicularia, Copelata, Oikopleuridae.
AUGGAGGGUGCUCGACAAAAGGUGCUUGACAAGCUUCGCGAACAGAGCAUUCCAAGCUCACAGUUGUUCCAAGAGUUUCUCGUCGAGUACGAGCUCCUCUCUGAAUACCGACUCCUUCAGAAAAACGGGCCGCACACCGGCGUCUACAUUAUUCCAUCUGCCAAGUCGACGCUCAUCUGGUUCGGCGUCAUCUUCGUCCGCUCAGGCUACUACAGUGAUGCAGUUUUCAAAUUUCGAAUUCACAUUCCUCACGAUUUCCCCCAAAAUGAAAAGCCUCCCUUUGUCGCUUUCGAUCCUCCGAUUUUCCAUCCUCUCGUCGAUCAAAAAACGGGCGAGCUAGAAUUCAACAAAUUUAUUCCAAAGUGGCAAAGACACAAAGAUAGAAUCUGGCACGUGGUUCCUUGGAUGAGACGAAUUUUUUUGAAAAUCGAAACUGAAAAUCCGGCCAACCAAGAAGCAGCCGACUUGUAUCUUACAGACCUCGAACAAUUCAGAACCAAAGUCAAUAUCUGUAAAAAACUAAGUCAAUCAAUACUCUACGAAGAAGCUAAAACGAACGAUCCAAAUGAAAUUGAGUUUUCGGAAUUAUCAGAUGAGACGUUCGCAAAGCUUCGCGCCAAAAUGAUACGAAAUGGCGAAAAGACUCUCAAUCAACCUUUGAAAAAUUCUAGGAGCUGGAUGACAAAGGGAUCAACGCAGCUUUUCUCUAAAUAA